AUGAGCCCCUUUCGACUUGUAACUGCGGGCGUCACUGCUCUCGUUUUGUUCUGGCCGAUUUCUUCCAGCGCUGGACCAGUAAAUGUCACUUUUGACGACGCAGACCCCGCAAUCAACUAUAUCGGUCCUGAAGGAGCAUGGAAUUCAAGUUCGGUUGUUUGUCCUGCCUGCAUUAACCCCCCGACAUCUAUGGCUCAACGCCAUACAUUCCACAAAGGCGCAUUUGUUGCGGGGGGGAUGUUAAUUGACGACGACGAUGAUGGUGGUGAAGAUGAUGAUGACGACUCUAUAACGAUCCUCGGGGAUGGCUCAAUUGAGACCAAGGCCGACUUUGCCAAGGGCACCUCUGACUCUCCACUUCCAAAAGCUACCUCGACAGUAAAAGAUGAUGGAGGAGGCAAAGAUCAUGGCCACAAUUCGACCAACGACAAGGGGAAAGGCACUGGCUCUCGUCGCCGCGCGCGAUCCGUUGGAGUGGAACCACAUACUUUGCGUCGGAGCUCAACCCAGAGUCCCGUCUCGGCAGAGUUCCGUUUUAACGGCACGGGGGUCUAUGUGUUCUGUAUCCAGCCUCUCGGUGCUCCUUCACUCGUGAACACGACCUUUUUUGUCGAUGGGACGGAGCUCCAUACCUUCAUUCAUCAAGGUUCAACCACCCAAUCGUACUAUGUUUUUGCCGCAAACAUCACCGCGUUUGCCCACACUGGACUUGAUGACGGCCCCCAUGUCCUUACACUCAUCCUUGCGCCGUCCUCAAUAUUCAUCCUGGACUCAGUGGUGGUAACCCAGAACAAAGCUGACACACUUGACGCCUCUUCAAUCCUCGCGUCCAAGCCAACCCCUUCCAGAGCUUCUCUGUCAACAGAACCCAAAGACAAGAGUGGUAAAGCGUCAUUUGCAGGCGUUCUUGGUGGUAUUCUUGGGGUAUUGGGUACCCUGGCCUUUGGAACAGCAUUCAGUCUCUACUGCCGACGAAGACGAGCUGCAGCUCGCGAUAGGCGCGAUAGGGAGACCAUGCCCCAACUUUCGACUGUUGAGACGCGUGAAUUUGUCCCAAGAUUCUUCUCAGGAACCUAUGCUCCCGUCUUGGUCAGCACCAACAGCACACCUCCGCCGUACCAGCCCUCGGCUUCCUCGCAGUCACAAUCCCAACUCAGCUCAACCGAUGGACAAACUGCAGCUACGGUUACGACUUAUGCGGACAUUCCACCCCCGUUGGAGGAGCUUGAUGCUGCCCCGCCAACCUUUGGAGAGGCAAUUGUGUCGUCGCCGGUUGUCGUAGUAAUACCUGCAGGGACGAUACCGGUUCAAGUCGCGGCGGAAGAGGACCAGACUUCAUAG
Molecule: messenger RNA, 1341 nt
Organism: Mycena indigotica
Lineage: Eukaryota; Fungi; Basidiomycota; Agaricomycetes; Agaricales; Mycenaceae
Exons: 4
Coding region: 1-1341 (446 amino acids)
Source: RefSeq, a predicted model, not a curated record